Momordica charantia (bitter melon) is the source of this 1015-nucleotide messenger RNA. RefSeq names its product homeobox knotted-like protein (gene KNAT7). Lineage: Eukaryota; Viridiplantae; Streptophyta; Magnoliopsida; Cucurbitales; Cucurbitaceae. The record is from RefSeq and is a predicted model, not a curated record. Gene Ontology annotation, molecular function: DNA binding. Gene Ontology annotation, cellular component: nucleus. Gene Ontology annotation, biological process: regulation of DNA-templated transcription.
CGUCGCUUGCCUCCGCGUCGCGACGCCGAUCGAUCAGCUUCCGAUGAUCGAUGCUCAGUUGUCUCAGUCGCACCAUAUUCUGAGAUCUUACGCUUCCCAGCAUCACCAACAAGGCCAUUCCAUUUCGCCUCACGAGCGCCAAGACCUCGACAACUUUCUGGCGCAGUAUAUGAUCGUCUUGUGCUCUUUCAAAGAGCAGCUCCAACAGCACGUUAGAGUCCACGCAGUGGAAGCCGUCAUGGCCUGCCGUGAAAUUGAAAACACUUUACAAGCUCUUACAGGAGUGAGCUUGGGGGAAGGCACUGGUGCAACAAUGUCGGACGACGAAGACGACAUCCCAAUGGACUUCUCGCUCGAUCAAUCGGGCGCCGACGCCCAUGACAUGAUGGGGUUCGGGCCGCUGCUUCCUACUGAAUCUGAACGGUCAUUGAUGGAGAGGGUUCGGCAGGAACUGAAGAUCGAGCUGAAACAGGGUUUCAAAUCAAGAAUUGAAGAUGUGAGAGAGGAGAUAUUGAGAAAAAGAAGGGCAGGGAAGUUGCCUGGGGACACAACUACGGUUUUGAAAAACUGGUGGCAGCAACAUUCUAAGUGGCCUUACCCAACUGAAGACGACAAGGCGAAGCUCGUUGAGGAGACGGGGCUCCAGCUGAAACAAAUAAACAACUGGUUCAUCAACCAAAGAAAGCGCAACUGGCACAGCAAUUCUCAGUCAGUAACAUCCUUGAAGUCCAAGCGCAAGAGAUAAAAGAGAGACAUAUGAAGAAGAAAUUUUCAUCAAAUUAUAUGAAAUGUGUUAUAGCUUUGGUCAAAGUUGUCUGACAGAGACAGUGGUGGAAAUGGAAGAGAGAGUGACAGAAACAUGGGAUUAAUUAGCUUACUGUAAAAUGAGGUUAGAGAUCAUAAGGAUUGUGACACAGAUUGGGAUUAACAUGUCUUUUGUUUUAAGGUUGUAAAUUGUUGGCUUUUUUAACACACAUCAAAUUCUAGAUUUCUCGUGCUUCCAUGUUUUUGUUUA